AAUGCCUGACUGGAACUCGUGUAACGGUCCUUGACGAUAUUCAAAACUGGUUUGACAAGGGCGAAGAGCAGAUAUAUUGGCUUAAUGGCGCCGCAGGAAUGGGAAAAACAGCCAUAGCCCUCUCUGUAGCACAUCGUCUCGUUUCCAAUUGCCAGCUCCUUGUGGCUACGUUCUUUUGCUCUCGAGAAUCUGCGGAUAGAAAAGAUGCGGGUCUAAUAUUCCCUACAAUUGCGUGUCAACUGGCUAGUUUGAAUCGGGGAUUUCAAGACGCGUUGGUCGAAAGUUUGGGCCGUUAUCCCUACGCCGGUUCUGCCCUGCCGCACGAGCAGGUCCAGAGGUUAAUACUGGAGCCUUUACAAAAAGUGGAACCCCCUACUACUGUUGCGCUGGUCAUCGACGCGUUGGACGAGUGCGACGACGAUCGAGCUUCAGAGAAGAUCCUUUUGGCUCUUCUUCAACAUGUACAUUGUAUUCCGUCGCUCAAAAUCUUUGUGAGCUGCCGCCCUGCUGCGUAUGUUGAAGCUCUCCUUUCCUCUGGAGAGCGUCGUCGGAUGUUCAAACUACACUACGUUCCAACUGACGUAGUGGACGGAGAUCUUCGACUCUACUAUCAUCAGCGUCUUGAGGAAAUUCGGAUUACGAAGAAAGUUGAGACCGCUGAUUGGCCACCAGAACAAACUAUCGAGGAGUUGGUUCAACAAGCUGCGGGACUUUUCAUCUUUGCUGUCACUGUGUGCAGAUACGUCGCCUCCCGCGGAGACGCGAAACGGCGACUCGAACAUAUCACCGGUCUCACUAAGGGGGAAUACGACAAUGCUCUCAGCGUUGACAUGUUGUAUACUGAAGUACUUUCGGCAGCAUUGCAGAAAAUUCCAGAUCCCCGCGAUCGCAGAGACUUUGCCCGCGUACUUGCGACUGUGAUGCUCGCUCAAGAGUCUUUGACGAUGAAUGCCUUGGGGCAGCUCCUCCGCAUCGAGACCCCGGUCGUAUGCGAUCUCCUUCGUGAUCUCCAUCCUAUCCUAUCCGUACCAGAUGAAACCGGGGCAUUGCCUGACGACGUAGUACAUACCUUUCACGCGUCUUUCCCGGAAUAUAUGACUGCUCGCAACCGCGUUGGAGAGAAAGUACCGUUGAUUUACAUUGAUCCGUCAAUACAUCAUCUGGAAAUGACUCUUUGCUGUUUACGUUGCAUGAACAGAGAACUGAAACGUAUAAUUCCAUUCGCUGGAAGGUUUUCCUCAGAAGACAAUGCACAGUCCAUCCUUAUUGCCCAAACUUGUAUUUCAAAGGCUCUCCGUUAUGCGACCCUCUAUUGGGCGGACCACUUCUCAUCUGCUUUACCUGAGGGGCUACAGGAACAAGAGCUCCCUCUUCUAGUGAUAGAAGAGUUGCAACAGUUUACAAGUACAAAUCUUUUGUUCUGGUUUGAAUGUAUCUGUUUACUCAAUGCUGCCGAAAGCAUUAUAGAAAUCCUGAUAAAGGGAAAGCAUUCGUUCAUGUCUCUACUCUCGAUCAGUGGUCUUCCCAGCUUUAGGCAUCCAACGCUCGAACUUCUUGAGGACGCAUAUCAUGCAGCAAAUGAAUUCUUCCCGAUACUCCGAAGCGUAUUCGCAGGGCAUAUAUAUCUCUCGUUUCUCAUGCUACUCCCACAAGAGACAUUACUAUAUCGUCGCUACAAACAUCAUUUGCCUCCAGAUUGGAAAGUAACAGGUCAACAUCGCAAGACGUGGAAUUCUCUCAUUCGUUCACUGCAGCUCACUCCAUUCAGUGAUACAGUCACAUUUUCACCGGAUGAGAGGAGAAUUCUCGAGGUGGACAGUUAUGUCUCCGCCGUUACUGUUUUAUCUUCAACUUGGCGUGCAAUCUCAACGAUGUUGCCAGAAUCAUCAGUUUACACUAAAUGGGAUCACGAAAAAAUCCCUGGCGUUGACGCGGCUUUCCCUAGACUUGAUUCUGACAAUCUGCAGCCCGCUAUUACUUCGACGGUAUGGCUCCCCUCGGGGCAAAUAAUAAGCUGUUGCACGAUACUGAGCGACAUUGAAACGCCCUAUCGAAGCUAUUGCUACGUGAGCCUUUGGGAUUCGGAGACUGGCGCCCACUUACGGCUUCUGUACAAGACCAUGGAAAAUACAAAUAUGUUCCUCCCCAUGUUGAAAUCUUCGCCUGAUUUUCGAUAUAUCGGUUAUUCGACCCCAUCUGGGCACAUCCUUUGGGACACGGAGACAUGGGAUAAAAUCAUCUUCUCUCCAACGAGAACCCCGUUCCAUCGUUGUUUCGCUGUGUCAAAUAAUCAUUAUUUGAUCGGGGCUGAAAUACGGAAUAUAGCUCGUGAGAGCCGUAAUCUUUUCACACUAGGCAUCGACCCGCAGCAAGUAAUGUCUUGUGCGUUUUCUUGCGAUGGGCAAACAAUUGCUUUAGGCUUGACAGGUGGUCUAAUCGAAGCAUGGAGGAUUCCUCUUUCCAAAAUGGUUGCGUCUUAUCAACUCGCCCCCGCCGCAGAGAGCCCAGGCCUUUAUCUCUCACUUGCCUCUUCGCCUCGUAGCAACUUCAUUGCGGUCUGUUUUGGUGUAGAAGUCUAUUUGUUACACAUUGCAGAUGAUAGUAUCGUUCCUGCUGGGCACUUCAGGGGCCCUUAUCCCGCUUACUUAAGAGCUGUGUCGUACUCUCCCGGAGGACAAUAUAUUGCUUGUCGUGAUAAUAAUGGGAUGGUCCAUGUUUGGUCUCCAGAAGCGAGCAUUGCUCAAAUGCCCGAAUUCGAAGGUUCUUCGGACUCAUGGCAGUCUAUCCGAAGCUCGUCAUGCUGUUUUAUCGAUGGUCGUUUUUGCAUAUCCGGAACUCACGAUGGGACUUUAUCAAUAUGGGAAUGCGACACUGGCGCUGUCACCCAAAGUUGGGAUGCCCAAAGCAGUGUCAACGCUAUAGCCAUCAGUACUGACGGAAGGUUUAUUGCUUCUUCCGGUUUUGAGGAAGCACGUAUCUGGUCAAUUACAAAGGUGGAUAGCGCUCAACCAUUAUUCAACCUUGAACUUGAAGUGGUCAUUGCAGCACCCGUAGAAGCCGUUGGGUUCAUCCCCAGCACUUGUGCGGUGACAUUUAGUUCAGACUCUACGAUGCUUGCUAUAUCUACUGGCUUCAACGUGGAUAUCUGGAAGCUCGCUGAAUUUAACAACUGGCAGAGAUUCACACAAAUCAGAACGUCGUUGACAAGAUUCAUCCCACAUGAUGAUGUCGCUCUUGCCGAUGAUUUUAUCCGUGGUAAUUCUUCCUCCUUAAGAGCCCUGCGGUUCAGCUAUCAAUGGCUAGCGCAUUCUUACCACAAACUCAGUGUUCAAGUUCCUUCUUACUUUCGGUAUCAGAUAUCUGAAGCUGAGUAUGCAGAAAGCCUGCAACAGUGCCGGGGCGCUUUUGAAUGGUGGAAAUUGCCCAAAUCACAGCUGGAUAUCUUAAGUUUUGCACAUUUCCAGUUGUACUUCAGCCCUGAUACUAAGUAUAUACUUACACCUUCAGGAAUCUACGAGGUCGCCACUGGAAAAGAAGUCGUAAACCACGAAAGAGUUCGGCGACCUUGGGAGGAUAGCAAAUUCGAGGAGUUGGAGGUACAAUUUUUCUGGGAAAAUAACAAACAGCAAUACAAGAGAAAUGGAAUACUCAAAACAUUACAUCCUGUUCACUAUCGCACCGGAUGGAUAGCAGAUAGCGAGGAUAAUUUGUGUUUCUGGAUACCUCAUAGCCAUUACCAUGACACAUGGCCAUGGACUCCGUGGUAUUCAUGCGCAUCUAACGGUGAUCGUUUUGGGUUCAUAUCUCGCGACAAUUCCAACUUGGUGUUUAUCCAUGUUCCAGGAGCCGGGGCUGUAAACUAGAAUCUAAUAGUUACUGCUGCUUUGACCGUUUGCGCGCUUCCAGACAGUAUCUUAUGCAUUUGAUCUCGCAAUUGAUAUAGAAGUGGCUCCUCUUACUCGGAAUCAGAAGCUAGUAGGACAGGAAUUGGGUCCCGAGAGGUCCCGAGUCGGUCAAUAAAUAACCGACAAUGGUGUCAUUGAUAACUAUGUACUGAGCGAACAAUGCCAACCCUGGUGCGCCAGAAGCAAAAGAGGUACUAGUAAGCCCGGAGCCUAUAAUAAUAUCCGACCGACUUGGUUCCACUGCCCACGUUUAGAAAGGCUGCGGCUGAGAAAGCAUGAAAUAUUUCAGAAUUUCAAUAUUUCGCCUCUCUACACGGUCACCUGGUAAUCAUGACAUAAGCUCGGAUAUUGG
Messenger RNA from Lentinula edodes (shiitake mushroom), 4257 nucleotides. RefSeq lists its product as uncharacterized. The record is from RefSeq and is a predicted model, not a curated record. NCBI's taxonomy places the organism in Eukaryota, Fungi, Basidiomycota, Agaricomycetes, Agaricales, Omphalotaceae. The transcript is spliced from 2 exons. The coding region runs from base 99 to 3863 and encodes 1254 amino acids. Gene Ontology annotation, molecular function: protein binding.